Salarias fasciatus (jewelled blenny) is the source of this 1173-nucleotide messenger RNA. RefSeq names its product RAD9 checkpoint clamp component B (gene rad9b). The record is from RefSeq and is a predicted model, not a curated record. The transcript is spliced from 11 exons. Bases 1 to 1173 code for a protein of 390 amino acids. NCBI's taxonomy places the organism in Eukaryota, Metazoa, Chordata, Actinopteri, Blenniiformes, Blenniidae. Gene Ontology annotation, biological process: DNA replication checkpoint signaling; DNA repair; cellular response to ionizing radiation. Gene Ontology annotation, cellular component: checkpoint clamp complex.
AUGACUUUUGUCCUCCAAGGAAACUCCAUUAAAGCCUUUGGGAAGGCGGUCCACGCCCUGGCCCGGAUCGGAGAUGAGCUGUGGCUAGAUCCCAUGGUCAAAGGGCUGGCACUGAGGACAGUGAAUUCCUCUCACUCUGCCUACGCCUGCUUCCUCUUCUCACCGAUGUUCUUCCAGCAGUACAGUCUGGGAUCAGGGUCAGAGCAGGACAGCCAGCCAAUCAGAUGCCAGCUGGUCAUGAAGUAUGUGCUGCCACUUUUCCGAUGUUUAACUUCCAUUGAGCGUAAUGUGAAAAGAUGUCAGAUAUCCAUGAAAGCGUCGAGUGACCAAGUGACGAUCAAGUUUUUCUGCAGACAUGGCCUCCUUAAAACCCACAACCUCAGAUACCGGGAGAGUGAAGCUCUGCAGGCAGUGUUCGCCUCACACCUCUGUGCCAAUGUGCUGAAGGCUCCUGCCAGGCUUCUUUGUGACACAGUGAUGCAUUUUCCACCGUCUCAGGAGGAAGUCACUCUGUCCAUAACUCCUCUGAAAGUCAACAUGAGAAGUCACUUUGCGUGGAGGAGUGACGGCUUGAAGAUGAUCCGCACCGAGGUGUCCUUGAACCCAGACGAGUUUGACUACUUUCAGGUCGGAGUGGACUCGGACAUAACCUUCUGUCUGAAGGAGCUGAGGGGCUUAUUGUCCUUUUCCGAGUCUCAUUGUCUCCCAGUGUCGGUUCACUUUGGCUCUGCCGGAAUGCCUGUGUGCUUCUCUGUGGACGACGCGGUCCUUCAGGCCACUGUGGUGCUAUCCACUGUGAUCGAGUCUGAGAGCAGGGGCCCCUCCCAGCCGACAGAUCCCCCGGCCCCAAACACGCCCAGGUGUGCAGAGGAUCACAGCAACAAUCCCCAGAACAUCCCAAAUGUGGCAGAGCUGAUCCCAUCCAGCCAGGGCAGCCAGACCGUCACAACGCCUGAAUGGAUAGACCUUCUGCCCAAGAUGGACGUCUCGGACCAGGCCGGCGGCAGUGUCCGCUCGACUUCCACCUCCCCCGUGAUCUGCUCCCUCCUCUUCAGAGCCCUGUCCUCGCAGGAAGACGGUCGUCCUGCCAGCCCGCCGGUUCUGGCCUGCUGCAGUGAUGAAGAGGAGGGCGACAUGGAGGAUGAAGCUGCUCCAGGAAGUACCUCAGUUUGA